AUGUUACCACCGAAUACGAGAACUGAAGCAGUUUUUCUGAAACCACGUGCACCAUUCAAACUGGCUGCCUUCAACGUUCGCACACUAGUGCAGGUUGGACAACAGAUAGGGCUGGCUAUGUCUUUGGAAAGUCUUAAUAUUGAUGUUUGUUGUCUGUCCGAGACCCGUAUUCAAGACUCUGACGAAGUACUACAAAUUCGAUCUCCAUCUGUCACUUCGAAAACCUUGUUUUACGUGCGCUUAUCCGGAGACCCUGGCAUCUUCGUCUGGUCUGGCUGGCGUUGGUGUCGCACUAAGCGCUAG
Molecule: messenger RNA, 303 nt
Organism: Schistosoma margrebowiei
Lineage: Eukaryota; Metazoa; Platyhelminthes; Trematoda; Strigeidida; Schistosomatidae
Source: the annotation of a GenBank genome assembly